AUGAGAGCUCCUUGGACAAGGCCCAGUAAUGUCCCAGUACCUCCCCUGAGCCGUGUGACAGGAGGUAAGAUAUCGGUGAUCAACAUCGUUGCGGUGGUGCUGUUCUUCGGCAUCUGUCUGACGGCGCUGAACGUGUACGAGCUGCGCCGCAUGCAGAACGACCACAUGAGCCUACAUCGGGACUGGCCAGCCGCAGAGGGCAGAACUGACAAAGGAGUCAAGGACAGACCAAUAGCUGUCAUCCGAGGGAAAAGGCUUGAGUCUGGGUACCUGAACCAUGUGUUUGCUGUGUUCAAGAGGAUUGGGUAUGAGCGAGGGUUACCUGAGUCCAGCUGGGACGUCAUGUGGUCACACGACUACCCCUUUGCAGACCCCAAACUCACCCCUUAUCUUAGGAACAUGAAACCUCAUCAGAAGGUUAAUCAUUGGCCAGGGAGUGGUUUCAUCACCAACAAGAUGAGUCUGGCGACCUCUGACAUCCACUUCAUCCCCAAGGCCUUCAGUCUGCCCCGCAAGAAGGACGAACUCCUGAAACAUGCUGAAUCAAACCCUGAGAAGAUGUGGGUACAAAAGAACAACAACCACCGAGGCAUCAGGAUCAGACCUCUAGACCAACUGGACCUGACAGGAGAAAGUUUUGUGCAGGAGUAUGUGGACAAACCAUUACUUAUUGAUGGCAGGAAGUUUGAUAUUGGCAUCUAUACAGUUGUGACCUCCAUUGACCCCCUGAGGGUGUACAUGUACGAGGAAGAGGUUCUCUUCAGGUACUGUCCAAAAGACUACCACCCAUUUGAUCCAAAUGAUGUGGACAAGUAUGUUGUUGGAGAUGACUACACUCCAACCUGGAAGAUGCCAUCCCUGAAGGAGACCUAUAACAGGUUACAGUACAGUCACAAGGAGACAUGGAACUACUACGUCAGGUCUAUAGGUAAAGACCCUUCCACUGUGUGGAGAGAUGUGAAGGCUUCACUAAGGGAGGUUGUUCUGGCCAAGGAACCCCAACUUGUGGAUGCCCUGCACAGCAAGUACAAGUCUGUCAGGAACUUUUUUGAGAUGGUUCGUUUUGACUUUGUUAUAGAUGAGGAUUUGAACAUCUUCCUAAUGGAGGUGAACAUGUCCCCUAAUUUGUCGUCAGCUCACACCCCACCUAAUAAGGGCAUGUAUGAACAGAUAAUAUUCAAUCUGCUCAGUCUAGUUGGAGUUGCCAGAGCCAUUCCUACAAGCCUGGAGGGAAGCCCAGAAGACCAGAACGACAUGGUAGUGCUUGAUCGAGACAUCCAGGUUUACUCUGACGUCUGUAACUCUGAAACAUGUCGGUCCACAACAAGCUGUACAAACACGAUCUGCAAGUUGUGUGGACACUGUCUGACACCUGACUGGAGAGAUCACCUGAAGUCUGCAUUUAUGGAGCAUGUCAGUAGGAGGAACUUCAGGAGAGUCUGCCCUGUACAGAUAACUCAGGAGGAGGCUGCCCACACCACGGCUCUGAGUGAGUCCGACCUGAGUGAGGCCAACUGGCUCAUGGACUACUGGUACAGGGGCAAGUGCCUGCAGGACCCAGCAUGGUGUACCUGAGUAAUUUUCUCAGUGCUAUUUUACUGAGGGGCAUACAAAUCUGUAAGAAGUAUAACAAUCAUGACCACUUAUGAACCAUUAUUAUCUCAGAAAGGCAGUUUAAUGGGAAUUGUGUACCUCACCCCAUGCUUGUGAAUGGGAAAAUAUUGUCAUACUUU
Branchiostoma floridae (Florida lancelet) is the source of this 1733-nucleotide messenger RNA. Its product is annotated as probable tubulin polyglutamylase ttll-15. The transcript has 16 exons. NCBI's taxonomy places the organism in Eukaryota, Metazoa, Chordata, Leptocardii, Amphioxiformes, Branchiostomatidae. Gene Ontology annotation, biological process: protein modification process. The coding region runs from base 1 to 1575 and encodes 524 amino acids. The record is from RefSeq and is a predicted model, not a curated record.